GAAACAACUCGGAUGAAGUCCACUUGCGGCGUGUUCACGCGAGUACGAUCGCGGCGACGCCGGCCACCAUUGCAGUCGACACUCACCUCCUGCAGGACGGAGGCGGGAUGAUGAAGGACAGCGCAGAUGAACGCCGCGGCAGCGCCGAGCUGAACACUCUGUAUUCGGCUCCUCUAUUGCCCACCUUCAGCCAGCCGCUGUAUGGAGCAGCAGAGCGGCUGAGCAAGAGCCGGCAGCUGGCCGAGGUCUACAGCCGUCAGGCAGAACCAAUCAGUGUGUGCCAGUCACGCAGCGGCGAAGAGCCGCGAAGCAACCGCCAACAGCUGCAGUCGGGUGUCAACACCGCUGAGGAACCGGCAGAGCUGACAAGAGGGCAUUGAAGGAGGUUCGCCUUGCGAAGACGAGCGGCUGAUAGAAGAGCUUCUGCGUGGAGCAAGAAACAGGGAGGCGACGCUGGUCGCCAUUGCUGUGUGCUUCGUCGUCAUUCACUCUCUUCGGCCUCAUCCCUCUCGUUGGUCUGCCACGGCCCGCGGAGAUGUCGAACAUCUUCGGUGCUGUACAAGCAGGCAGCUCUUCGGCUCCUUGAUUAUGUCCUGACCUUCAGAGAGAGGAGUGAGGGGUUGUGGACGAGCUGGACCUUCUCGCUCUUGAGGAGAGGCAAGCCUUUCAAGGUGAGCUGCAAGCCAGACAAGGAGAGACACCGGACGAGAAAGCACAUGGCGUGUGUCUUCAUGCAGAGAUCUUCUGCGGUCUUUUUAUUUCGUCGUUUGCCUGUUCGGCUGCUGCCGAGCUGCUGGAGCAGUUGAUUCUACUCGCACAACAUGACGUGGCCUCUGUUCGCUUGGCGCUGCUUUUCUGUUUGCUUGGCGCUGGUUUUCUAUUGUUAUCUUGGAGUGCUGGUAUACUUGUGGGAGAACAGGACACGGUAGAGUGUGUAAAAGACGGUAGACUACCGGAGUGUCUUAAUCGUAGUAAUUCAACCUUACGGACACUCUCACGUCGAUAGCUCAUCCAUGCAGCAGACUCAUUCAACGGUAAUGAAGGCAC
Molecule: messenger RNA, 1047 nt
Organism: Vitrella brassicaformis
Lineage: Eukaryota; Vitrellaceae
Source: the annotation of a GenBank genome assembly